AUGCGUUUGACCAAUAUUAUUGUCGGAGCCACCUUGCUAGAGGCUGCCAUUGCGGCACCGGCUGUCCACCAGCACAAGCGUGAUGUUGUUACCACGACUGUCCAGGCUAAAGUCACCGUUGUUGUCGGUAGCGAUGGAUCGGCUAUUAACCAGCCCCCUGCGGCAGACGCUCCUGCCGGUGCUGUCACCACUAUUAGCACCGCGCCUGCAGUUGAGGCCACCUCCUCCGCACCAGCUCAGGCCGCUGUUGCUUCUUCGGAAGUCUCCUCGUCCAGCACCAGUGCUAGCCGUAGCGAAAGUGCCAGCAGCGUGAGCAGCUCCAACAGCGCCAGCUCUUCUGGCUCUUCCUCGGACUCCAGCGUCUCGAUCGGUGCCGCAGGCGUCAAGGGUAUUACCUACUCUCCUUACACAAGCAGCGGUAGCUGUAAGUCUGCGAGCGAAGUCAAGGCCGAUUUGGCCUCUCUGACUGACUACCCAGUCCUCAGACUUUACGGUGUCGACUGUGAUCAGGUUGCCAAUGUUCUACAGGCUAAGUCUCCUUCUCAAAAAUUGUUCUUGGGUAUUUUCAACGUGGGUCAGAUCCAGGAUGGUGUCCAAACCAUUGCCAGCGCUGUUGAGAAAUACGGUUCUUGGAAUGACAUCGUCACUGUUUCUGUCGGUAACGAGCUAGUUAAUGGUGGCCAAGCCACUCCUUCUCAAGUUGGUCAAUACAUUUCCACUGCCAAGUCCGCCUUGAGUGCUGCUGGUUACACUGGUAGUGUCGUUUCUGUUGACACCUUCAUCGCCGUCAUCAACAAUCCUGAACUGUGCAAGUAUUCCGACUACAUGGCCGUCAAUGCUCAUGCUUACUUCGACAAGAACACUGUUGCCUCUGAUGCUGGCACCUGGCUGUUGCAGCAAAUUCAAAGAGUCUACACUGCCUGUGGCGGUGAAAAGACUGUCGUUGUGACUGAAUCCGGCUGGCCAUCUCAAGGUCAAACUUACGGUGUUGCUGUGCCAUCCAAGCAGAACCAAAAAGCUGCUGUGGAAUCUAUCAUCAAAAGUUGCGGUUCCGAUACCUACUUGUUCACUGCCUUCAACGACCUCUGGAAGGCAGAUGGUCCUUACGGAGUCGAGAAGUACUUCGGUGUUUUGUCCAACUGA
Molecule: messenger RNA, 1143 nt
Organism: Torulaspora globosa
Lineage: Eukaryota; Fungi; Ascomycota; Saccharomycetes; Saccharomycetales; Saccharomycetaceae
Gene: SCW10
Product: putative family 17 glucosidase
Exons: 1
Coding region: 1-1143 (380 amino acids)
Biological process (GO): carbohydrate metabolic process; cell wall organization
Cellular component (GO): fungal-type cell wall; extracellular region; cell surface
Molecular function (GO): 1,3-beta-glucanosyltransferase activity; glucan endo-1,3-beta-D-glucosidase activity
Source: RefSeq, a predicted model, not a curated record